Molecule: messenger RNA, 996 nt
Organism: Sphaerulina musiva SO2202
Lineage: Eukaryota; Fungi; Ascomycota; Dothideomycetes; Mycosphaerellales; Mycosphaerellaceae
Exons: 4
Coding region: 1-864 (287 amino acids)
Source: RefSeq, a predicted model, not a curated record
AUGCCGGCAGCUCGACAGGCGCAGCAGUCACAGCCGCCUGCCGGGACGUCGGAACGUCGGAUGCCGGGACAACAGGGCAGAUUCGGGGCUUUUCUCACAGGACGCGAUCGCGGCUAUCUGGUGGAGAGUGGCAGAGUGGCAGAGUGGCAGCAAAAUCGACGUGGUACCUCCUACCAUACAGGUAUAGUACAGGUAUUUAUUUACCUUGGGUGGUUGAGUACUAGGAGUACCUCCAGACCUCCCGCUCAGCUCACAGACGAGCCAAAUGCAUGUGUCAGCGCUGGCUGUCAUGAGAUGACGGCCAAGUGGGCUGAAUGGUCUGCGAGUGCUGGAGGCUCCACUCCCAAGCAAAGUCAACUCGAGGCUUCCCGAGGGGGUCCAGGCGUUGAGCGGCCAGGACAGGGAAGGUUAAGUAUGCAGGAAGUUGUUGAUCACGACCGUCUCGUCUCUCGACAUUGUACGGCGGAGAGUCAUAAUAGUCGUGGUGCUGGUGUUGGUGCUGGUGUUGGUGCUGGUGCUGGUGCUGGUGAUGCUGGUGGUGGCGCUGCUGUUGCUAUUGCUGUUGUUGUUGUUGUUGCCGCUGCUGCUGCCGAUAUAGGAUGGGUGGGGAGGGGCUGGUAUGGAGGCACGGCGGCAUGCGUACACACGUUGAAAGCGUGGGAGCCUGGCGACUCUGGGAGCUGUUCGGGGCGCAGACUAGUUCCAGCCAAGCUAGGAAGAGAGGAGGCGUCGGGCCUUCGUAAGGAAUACAGUAAUCGUCGUGGCCGGAAAUCCACCAACGUCCUUGGGCACUCCGAUGGCGGGUCGAUGGAUCUCGGCGGGGCGUCGCCCUCGAGAAUGCCGGUGAAGCACAGCAGCUUCUAGGAGGUCGCUGGUAUACCACCGUCCACAGUACACCUUAGGUGCCGUGCCCAUUCAUGGGACCGAAUCAGCCAGGGGUGCCUGAGAGCCUGAUCAGGUGCUUAGUGCCGUGUUGUAUCUGGGGCAGAUGGACGC